Huiozyma naganishii CBS 8797 is the source of this 1818-nucleotide messenger RNA. RefSeq names its product Pex29p (gene PEX29). NCBI's taxonomy places the organism in Eukaryota, Fungi, Ascomycota, Saccharomycetes, Saccharomycetales, Saccharomycetaceae. Gene Ontology annotation, biological process: peroxisome organization. The transcript has a single exon. Gene Ontology annotation, cellular component: peroxisomal membrane. The record is from RefSeq and is a predicted model, not a curated record. The coding region runs from base 1 to 1818 and encodes 605 amino acids.
AUGGAAUCUAUGACAAGUUUCUUCUGGAAGGAUGGGGAACAACCUCCUCAUCCGGCCGUAAAGUUGCCCAAGAGGACCAAGAUUGUGCCGAAACAUGAGGAAGAGCAAGAUGUGCAAAAUAAGGGUUCGAAAGCCCAGGUCGCGGGUGGACCCAAGGCAGCGCUCCCGAACAGUGGGGCAACUUUCUCGACGGGGUCGUUACCUCACAAAACACACGAUACAGCAGGACGAUCGACCACUUUGCAACAGAUGAUGACGGAUACACUGGUGGAGAAAAUCAUCAAGAUGGCUCUCCCACCAUCUUCGAAGACUGCGAAGGCCACGAUUGCUACACGGAUGGCUUACGGCAAGAAUAGACCCGGCCUUUCUGUACCAAUAACCUCGAGAAACUUUAUUCAAAUGAACUCCAGGUUGGGAAUUCCAUUCAUAGUGCUGGAUGAGAUCAUCACUUUCAUCAACUGGGAGAACAUUUCGCUGACUUUGUGCAUCAUGCUGAUUUACACGUACUUGGUGUUGAAACCCGUUACAGUGCUUGGUUGUGGGCCACCUUUCUGCUUGCUUUUCGGAAUAAUGGUCCCGCAGUAUCUUCAUGUGCAUAAACCGAAUCACAUUCGAGAUAAUCUUGUGGAUGUAAACAGAACCCCAUCACAGGGACCGCCUAUACGAAAGCCAAUUCUUCCCGACCCUGUCCCCGAACUAAGCCAGGAGUUCAUUUUGAAUUUGACGGAUUUACAAAACCACAUGAUGUUGUACGUUAACGCUUACGAUUUUACCGUGUUUAUCUUGAAGAAGUUUGCUUUUUUUAUCAAUGAACAGGUGUCAAGUCUUUCCUUUAUUGUCAUUUUGAUUGUGGCCUUGUUCAACUUUAUCUUUUUAGAGAGAAUAUGGCCCUACUUGCCCGUCAAGAUGUGUUUGAUCGCUCUUGGGUGGGGCGGGAUCAUUGCUUCACACCCGUCCAACAAAGACAGGAUCUUGAAGUGGCUGAAUGCGGAGGAGACAAGGCUCGAUUAUUUGAGCAUUUGUAGGCGAUAUGAGCACACAUUGUACGAGCAUAUGAGAUUUGUUGAAGCACGCGAGCAGAAAGUAGUUACUAUAUUUGAAAUCCAGAGGUACAGCGAGACCGACAAGCACAAAGAGUGGAGGAAAGUCGGGUUCAGUACGGACGACUAUGCACUGUUUUCGAAACUCCGAAUCAACGAGCUCAAUAUCAGCGAUUUUUGCUGUAAGGAACUAAGCUUUGUACAUCCGCCCGAGGAUUGGGAAUGGGUCCCUGGGUCAGGGUGGACCUUAGAUCUUGAUCCGAAAGAGUGGGUGGAGGAGAGUUUCAUACAGUACGUUGAGGUUGAUUCCGAGUCCAAAUGGGUGUACGAUAUUGAGCUUGACGGAACUCAUGGCCAGUUUAGAAGACGUAUGUGGACCAAUAUCUGUAGAAGAAAGAUAGUUCUUAAGAAGGUGUACGGUCCAGGUGCGAGCAACAGCCACAGCGUUGGAAGCGGUGCACACGGUCCCGAUGGCCAAAGGUCUACUUCAGAGACGGUAAACGGCUCAGCAUCUGUAGGGAAACACACAAGAAGGUCAUCUCUACACCAGAUGGAUACCACGAGUGACGACAUAGAAGAGGUAGUCAACCCGCUUCGAAAGGAUACGUACAGCGAGGGCAAACUGCACGGGAUCACUCUGGGCUCCAUGUCCGGUGGGAUCACCCAGGAUUCCACCAAUUUGCGCUCCGCGGUGAGUGAUGGCAGUGACCACGAGCUGAACCAUGACGAGACCAUCUCUGAGAUGGAUUACAGUGAUAUCCUGAAUACGUCUGUAUGA